AGGAAAAGCCAUCUUCUGCUGGCGUGCGGCUGGGUGUGUCUGCUCGCCUCCCCCCCCCCCCAGUGGGGCCGCAUUUCUGGCAGGCAGUCCGACUGGGAGGGACCCGGCGUCAAAGCCACCCAGGAAAGGAGGCCUGAUCCGCUCAUUGCCAUUCCCAGCCGGUGACCCUUCCUUCUCCUUCCACCUGCUCCGUGCUGCGGGCGCUCCGACCUCCCCGCCGCGGGUGCCGAGCCCGCUCCCCAUCGCCACCGCAGCCCCGCGCCCCACGGCAGCAUGGCCAGCACCGUCUCAGCCUACAAGGAGAAAAUGAAGGAGCUGUCUCUGCUCUCCCUCAUCUGCUCCUGCUUCCACACCCAGCCGCACCCUAACACCAUCUACCAGUACGGAGAUAUGGAGGUGAAGCAGCUGGACAAGAGGGCAUCAGGUCAGAGCUUCGAGGUGAUCCUGAAGUCGCCUUCAGAUUUAUCUCCCGAGAGCCCCAUCCUUUCCUCCCCCCCCAAGAAGAAGGACCUGUCCCUGGAGGAGCUGCAGAGGAGGCUGGAGGCUGCAGAGGAGAGGAGGAAGACCCAGGAGGCGCAGGUGCUGAAGCAGCUGGCGGAGAAGCGGGAGCACGAGCGGGAGGUGCUGCACAAGGCGCUGGAGGAGAACAACAACUUCAGCCGCCUGGCCGAGGAGAAGCUCAACUACAAGAUGGAGCUGAGCAGGGAGAUCCGCGAGGCGCACCUCGCCGCCUUGAGGGAGCGGCUCCGCGAGAAGGAACUGCACGCAGCCGAAGUUCGCAGGAACAAGGAACAGCGGGAGGAGAUCUCUGGAUAAAGGGCUUUUCUACACACCUAGCACCUGAUUCCUGUUAACAAACCAACCAACCAACACAUUUUAUUUUGUUUGUCUAGAUGCAGCGUUUGGUUCUCCAUCCCCCCAUCCCCUGGUGUUCGUCCCCCAGCUACACGCUUCUCUAUCUCUGCAUCCUAAAUCGUUCGGUACUUGUGGGGAUUCACAGAUCAUAGGGACCUCUAAGCAGAAUAGCAGCUAGCUCACGCGAAAUAGAGAAUCAGUCGAUCAAUCAGCUUCUUUGGAGGGUUUGUCCUUUUUUUAAAAAAAAUAUUUCUUAAUCUAAUGUAAAAAUGAAGAUGUUAAUAAAUUCAACCAGCAGUGUCACGGAGAUACGGAUUUCUUAUCCGGGCCUUUUAGUACUCUCGAUGUUUGCUCUGAGCCA
Oxyura jamaicensis (ruddy duck) is the source of this 1216-nucleotide messenger RNA. It is a transcript of the gene STMN3, whose product is annotated as stathmin 3. The coding region runs from base 274 to 816 and encodes 180 amino acids. Gene Ontology annotation, cellular component: cytoplasm; neuron projection. The transcript has 5 exons. NCBI's taxonomy places the organism in Eukaryota, Metazoa, Chordata, Aves, Anseriformes, Anatidae. Gene Ontology annotation, biological process: regulation of microtubule polymerization or depolymerization; neuron projection development; microtubule depolymerization. Gene Ontology annotation, molecular function: tubulin binding. The record is from RefSeq and is a predicted model, not a curated record.